GCAAAUUUUACGAGCCAAACAUAUGCCAAAUGUGACAAGUAAAUUCUGUAAUAAAAGUAUUUUGCAAGGCUCAUAUAUUAACAAAUUUAUAUCAUUUUAAUUAAUUUUUCAAAGAAUUAACCUUUUUCGUAAUAAAAGAUAAGCUUUAGGUAUAUUAAAAUUGAAAUUAUAAUAUUACUCAUAUAUAUUUGUAAUUUUUCAUAAUUGGCGAGAUUUCGCUUCAAGUGAAGAAAAAGGCUAUGUCAGAAAAAACGAAAUAAUUCCAAUUCAGUUUUGAGUUUGUUGUGUGAUUAUGUAAUUUAUCUUACUUUGUUUCAGUGAAAGGAAAGUCAUUCAUUAUGGAAGAAAAGAAAUUCACUUUAUUUGGCACUGAUCUUCAAAAAAUUCCUUGCUUUAAGAAGACAUUUACCAUUAGUACAUAUUCUGGCAUUGCCGCUGGUUUAGGUUGCUUUCUAAUUACAAGUAGAAUAAAAAAGUCAGCAGAUGUAGCUGUUUUAACAUUUGCAGUGACGACUGUAGGAUACUGGUUUUAUUGCAGAUACAACUGGUCGAAACAAUAUCAACUAACUCAACAAAUGAAUAGUUCUCUUCACAAUGUUAUGUUAAAUGAAGGUGCAAAAAAGGAAAGCAGUGAUGUAUAAUUAACUGGUAGCAUUUAUGUCAUUCUAUAUAAAUUAUGAAAGAAAAAAUAAAGUUUUUAGUUGUUGAAUAAA
Argiope bruennichi is the source of this 713-nucleotide messenger RNA. RefSeq names its product cytochrome c oxidase assembly protein COX20, mitochondrial-like (gene l(3)87Df). The record is from RefSeq and is a predicted model, not a curated record. The transcript is spliced from 4 exons. Gene Ontology annotation, cellular component: mitochondrial inner membrane; mitochondrion. The coding region runs from base 339 to 641 and encodes 100 amino acids. Gene Ontology annotation, biological process: mitochondrial respiratory chain complex IV assembly. NCBI's taxonomy places the organism in Eukaryota, Metazoa, Arthropoda, Arachnida, Araneae, Araneidae.